GUUUCCUCAUCACUUGAGGAUGAAAUGCUUAUUCAUUUGAUAAAAAACUGAAUCCAGUAAAAAUACGGAACGGUCUGUGUAAGCUCUGGAGUACAACUGUCAGUGAUGCUGAGUGAUCGAACUCCCACGUCACUACAAGCUGGAACAAGUCAGGACAUGUCGCUCAAGAUACAAAAAUUCCAGUCAAAAUUUUACUUCUUCUUGAUAUCCUGGGGAGUAUAAUCCUUUUUCUCCGAUGCAAGACCUUAUAUUUUUACCUUAUGCUACCGAGGAU
Molecule: messenger RNA, 274 nt
Organism: Acanthoscelides obtectus
Lineage: Eukaryota; Metazoa; Arthropoda; Insecta; Coleoptera; Chrysomelidae
Source: the annotation of a GenBank genome assembly